AUGAAAAAAAUUGAAUUAAACCACCCACUUAACUCCAAAGACAAAAAAAAUCUUAAGCUCUUUGUGUAAGACACAUACAGAGACUUCUCUGAAGAUAGGCUCAGGAGAGUAAAAAGUGGAAAAACACUGUCACAGACGUUGAGCAAUCAAAAAACCACUUAUGGGAAUUUCAGAAAGCUAGCAAUUAGGGCGACUGAAAAACCAGCAUUGCCAAGAAUCUUUAAAGAAGAAAACCAAAGAAAAGCUGAAUUAAAAAAGCUUGAAUUGCCUGAAGGAAUUUGCUAUGAGACUACAGAAAGGCUAAUAGCACAGUCCACAGAAAGGCAUAUCCUAUCAUCUUAUCCCUCAUCUACAGUUAAUAAAAAACAUUUUCGGGUUUUAACUCCUGCAAUGGAAGAGUACUUAAACUCCCGUGGAUUUUCUCCACAAUUAGAAGAUAAAAAACUCAUAAACCUGGAUUCUCAUUUUUUAGAAAAAUUCCAAUUGAUAUCUGACUAUUUAAAAGAGUCCCAAGUCCGCCACACCAUCGAUUCAUCAGUAAUUAAGCUGCAAUCCAACAUAAACUUACUCCCCCUUUAAUUUUUUUGGUAAAUAAGCCCUUUAAAUUGAAAAAUUUAAUUUUUACGGAUAAAAAUACGACUUUAUGCUCAAUUUAGCGCCUUAAAAAAAUAUAAUUCUACCUAUAUCUUGCUCUAUUUUAAGAAGGGUUGUGAAAAUUUGUAUAAUUGCUUUUUUACGAAAUAAAUUAACCCGUAUUUUUAUAUACAUAAAAUGGCCCGUGGCGGGUGUCCUUAUGUAUACCGGACGUGGUUUUUGGAUGCGGAGAGCUACUCAAGGGAAGAGUUAGCCUCGAGGCGAGAGGCCCAGCCCAAUUUCCGCUGAUUUUGGGACUCGACCCGGGCAGCAGUUUUUCGCAUUCUUUUUGCAGUAGCGCCGAGGCUCAGACUCGGUGUCCGAAAGAGGCAGGGUGAGUUACCUGCCUAGGCUAAUGGUGGCUUAGCCCCGAAUCCCGUAAGGGGUUGAGUUCUUUCUUGGAGAUGAUCCAGGAAAGAGGGGAGGCAAAACUAGACUUGGGGAUCUCAAGGGCACAAGUCUCUCCAGUUAAAAGGGUCCUCUCACGAGGGCGAUCUGGCCAACCGGAGGCAAAGACUGACGUAACUCGGGGCGGAAGGCUGAGUUGGAAAUGGUGGUGCUCAGCGACAGUCGGCUGACGACUCAAUAUGGCAACCACUACCGAGAAACCAGGGGUUUCGGCCUGGGCUCAGAGAGCCAGUGAUGGAAGUCCAUCCUUUUCGCUCGUGCCAGCACGGCUCCUCAAGGAGCGCGGAGGAAUGCCACGCAUGGAAGUGGGGACUAUAAAUACACAUCUUAAACCUAACCUAACCCCGUAUUUUUGUUAAAUUGGAAGCUAGAGAAAACUAACUCAAUGGUAUACGAUAAAUCUGCAAAAGAAAAAAUCGACCCAAUUGAAAAGAAGCUUCUUUUAGUGGACACAAAAAUUAAUGCAAUGAUUGACGAAUCAAUGGAAAAAGAAAAGCAGAGAAUUGAAGAAAAUGAGAAAAAAACCAUAAAAAUCGACUUCGAGAAAAACAGAAAAGUUCAUACUCCAGCAUACAUGAAGUUUACAAGGCUGAACAAGAAGGGAAAAUAUUUGCUGUGAAGGCAGGACGAGCUGAAAAAAAUUGAAGCUGAUGAUUAUGCAAAAGAGAAAAAAACAAAAAUGAUGGAUAUUUUAAAAAAAAAUAAAAGAUUGCACAGUGAAAGUACGCCAAGUUUAUAUAAAGCACCUAAAGAUGGAAAUAUUUUUAUUCCGCCACUACAGUUAAGUGAGUCUAAUGAAAAUUUGCAAAGCUUUGAUUUGCAUUCAAAUACAAGCCGCUCCAAGCAGUUCGGGUCUUUAACUUAUAGAGAGUAUUUAAAAAGGAUGAGUUAA
Messenger RNA from Blepharisma stoltei, 1933 nucleotides. Lineage: Eukaryota; Ciliophora; Heterotrichea; Heterotrichida; Blepharismidae. The record is from the annotation of a GenBank genome assembly.